Molecule: messenger RNA, 6020 nt
Organism: Nilaparvata lugens (brown planthopper)
Lineage: Eukaryota; Metazoa; Arthropoda; Insecta; Hemiptera; Delphacidae
Product: protein sprint
Exons: 22
Coding region: 403-4695 (1430 amino acids)
Biological process (GO): signal transduction; vesicle-mediated transport
Cellular component (GO): endocytic vesicle; cytosol
Molecular function (GO): guanyl-nucleotide exchange factor activity; small GTPase binding
Source: RefSeq, a predicted model, not a curated record
UACCGUGCGAUUCAUUGUAGGGUGAGCGUUACGCCAUUUUCUCGUUCGAACUCUGAGUUCGCGAGCAAGUCAUAACCGGUCUGCCAGAAGUGUUUAUUUUCUGUCCAUCUGGAUAGCAGUUCAGCGCGAUAGAAUCUGCUUACAUCAUCAGAUUUUGUUGGUUUUGAGUGUUCGGUAUGUAGAUAGGAGCUUUCUGUGCGCGGUUUUGAAGUUGUUUGGAAAUAAUUCAAAAGUGAUCAGUGUUGAUAUUGGUUUUGUUUGUGUUUGUUUUUUGUUGUGGAGUUUUUUAUCCUCUGAUAUUCUCCAGGAUUGGAAGAGGCUCUUCAAUGUAUCCAUUGUUCAUGGCGGCUAACCAGCUCUUUUAAAUUUUCAUGAGGAGUGAGACGGAGCUAGAAGGUGCAGAUGGCACCACCGCCAAAACUAGUUUCUGUCUCUGUCAGCGACGUUGACGUCAUCAACAACAUCAACAACAACAACAAUGGCCGCCAUGUCCUAACCUCGCCGAUUGUUGCCACCAGUCACACGUGCAGUCGUCGCUAUGCCGAAAUUUUUGCUGCCGCAGCUAAAAAACGAGGCGAUGCCCUGGUUGAACCACCCCCCUACAUGCUUGGAGGCGGAGGCCGACUGCGUGCCUUCGAGCCAGGAGGGGGCGGGGCCAAAGAAAGCUCCACCCCUUUCACUGGAGGCUCCGCCCCUUUCCAAACCACUACACUGACAAUAGCCCCCUCACCAACCACAAAUGCCCCACCCACCACACCUAACAACAACAAUGGCAACAUUAACAGCAACAACAACAACAGCAACAACCUUGAGCUGAUUGUUGACCUGGUUGGCUCAGAGUCUGUGCAUGAACUCAGGUUGCAGCGUCAGCAGUUCCGGCCCCAGCCAACAGCACCUAGUCACAGUCAGUGUUCAGUAGAAACCAGCAGCGGUUCGAAUUCUUCCUCCUCAUCGGUCAGCGAGGAGCGGAGGGAGGAGGACGAGGUGGGAAGGAGAGGAGGAAGCAGUUGUGGAGAAGAGGAGGAGGGUGAUGAAGUGGAUGGAGAGGAGGAGGAGGAUGAGGAGGAGACUCCCUGUGACAUUGGGUUGCUGGAAAGGCUGAUCAGGUCGCAUCCCAUUUGGUUCCUGUUGGGGAUACAACGGGCAGGCGCGUUUCAUCUGUUGCAGGGGAAGGAGGAUGGGAACUUCGUAGUGCGGCAAUCGAGCCAAACCUGUACUAUGGCGAUAUCAGUUCGGUUGCCGGUGGGCAAAGGGCCCUACAUCGAGCACUACCUCAUAGAGGCCAUUAGCGACGGUCGAUUCAGUCUGGAGAGCUCAGACAACAAGUUCGAGAGCAUUCCCGCCCUGGUCGCUCACUAUGCGCAAUGCUGUGAUGAGUUGCCAGUACAACUAACGUUACCAAGAGCUGUGAGGGAAGCCAAGAACCGGCAACAGUUGUCUUCACUAGCUCUACUCGGUCAAGAAUUCUGGAGGUACCCUAUGGCGAACCCGCGUCGCAACCUAGGGGGAACGGUAGGUGGAGGGGGUGACCAAACAGGAGCUGACAGCUGCACAGAGAGUCAGGCGAGCAGUCUGAGCAGCUUCGACAGUGGCUGCAACAACAUGAGUCCUGUACUCGACAACCAUCAACAUCAGCAGGAAAGGCGGAAUGAGUCGAUUGUGCUGAACCUGAGUCCUCUGUCGCCCAAUGGGAAUGGGGAAUCGCAGCCCGCCAGUCUCAUGAGCACAUUCAAGGGAUCGCCUGUCAAUUGUGAUGAGAAUAAAGUUGGUUUCUCGUCGCUGCAGAGUGACAGUUCGCUAGCUUCUAGUGGGAUGAUGAUCCCCGUAGCCACUGAGACUUGUGCCAGAGCUCCAAGACCGACUCCUCCCAAUACUCUGAAUCUGGUCUGCGUCAACUCGGAUCCUGCCAGCACUACUAUUGCCGCAGCUAGAUCAAACACCAACAGCAGCACCGUUCAACAGCAGCUGGUGGUGGUUAGCAGCUCCACUGGGGUGACAGGGGGUAAAACACCUCCACCACCCCCACCGAGGUGGGCGAAGCCAGCGCUCAGCGGCCAACAGCAGAACUUCACGGUCACUACAACCGUCACGUUCUCCAUGAAUCAGGAGAUCACGCCGCCGCCUCAUGUGGAGGUGUCCUGUGUGCAGGUGACACCAAACAUAACCUCACCUGACGACCGCAGCCUCCAAUCGUCGGCCGACACGCCGGAGCCAUCCGAGCACCCGGCAGCCAUGACAUCUGUGGCCAGCGACGAGUCACUCAACAUGGCCGCCGUAGUUGCCUGCCAACGCCGCCAGACUGCGCUGCGAUCGCCGAUCACUGCGCAUGCGCCAGCCUCGGCCGCCAUCUUGUCACCGGUCACUGCGCAUACGCCGGCAGCUAUCUUGUCGCCUGUUUCCGAUUCCGGUCGCCAGGUGUCGCAUCGUCGCAGUAAACGUGGCGGCAGCCAUAAGCGCAGUCAGCACUAUCAGGAAUCUGAUAUUCUUGAGAGUCCUGACAUCUAUUGUCGGAGUUCUGUUGCUGAUAAGGUAAGCGACUAUGAAGACAUCUGGGAAGGUCGGUCGAACUUCAAACACCACCACCAGCCCUCAUUGCUACCAACCUCGCCGUUCUCUUCACCGGACGAAGCGAGCCUGAGCAGUGGUACCAACCCAACGGGCUGCAAACAGGGUCCAGUGCCCGACAUACUGGAACGGGUGGCACCCCUGCCUCCCACUACUGCCUCCAGUGUUACCAACAACGCAAACCGAAACCGGCUGAAACUCAGUCUGAACACUGUUGCCAACACUCCAGUCUCGGAGCCACACACACCUGAGCAGCCUCCUGUCACGACUCCGAGCUUGACCAGUGCUCAGAAACAGGGCAGCCCGUUCUACGCGGAGCCAGCAGAUGCUAUUCGAGCGGCCGCCCUGCUUCAGGUGCAGAGGAGAGGUCAGCGGUUGGCUCAACACACCAAGAGUCACCGACACUCCGACCCCGCUGCUUUCAUACAGUGGCCAGGCUUCACCAGCACGGAAGGCAGCUGCCUAGAACGCAUCGACUCCAAGGAGGAGUUGAACACCUCCAACAGCACCGCCACCACAGGUCUCCUCUCCUCCUCGGUGGACAACUUGGUGUCGGCGCGACACGGCAUGCCACCAAUCGCACCAAGUGCACCAAGUGGCGGCACCAAGUUGAGCCGCGCCAAGCCGGUGCGACCGCCCAAAGUUGGUGGCGCACCAAGUCGGCCGGGCGCCAAGAUUUUCAGCGACACGUCGUGGGCGGUCGAUUCUAGCUGGGAGUUUAUUGAUUUUUCUGAAAACUCAAUCUUUUUUCUUCUUCAGACAAUCUUCUCGGAGCCGUGGGACAGCUCCAGAUGGGAGCACCUUCUACAGGCGAAGCGGGAAGACAUCAGUCAACCGGCGCAGACUCCAACCAAAGCUGAAGAGCGCAAAGAUGUCUUCAUGUCGCGAACAAAGACUGCCAGGGAACUGCUUGAUCCACUUCUCUCGCCUCCACGCCUGCAGGUGUUGCAGAAGUCGAGAGAUGCGGGAGGGGCAGGUGCGGCGGCAAUAGGUGCCUACACCCUUCAGCUGGCGGCUGACAAGAGCACCACCUUCGCACAGAACAUAGACCGGUUCAUCGCCUGCACCAGGGAAUCACCCGAGACCAGUCCGCAGGUGGUGAUGCGUAACAUGCGUCAGUUCAUGUCUGGCAUGAAGAACUACCUGGUCAAGCACGGCGAACGUCAGUUCGAGAAGCAAGUUGAGAAAGAACGCAAUAAGUUGAAAGCCAACGAAUUCCUGAACCUGGAUGCUAUUCUGGAAGGUGUGAUGCACAAACUGGUGGUUCGGCCUCUGAAAGAACAUCUCUACAAACUGUUCGUGGACGAGUUCACACACAACGGAUCCAUUCAACUGUUGGCUGAUAGCAUACAGUACGCACGCACCAGACCUCUGCACGAGUUGGGAAUCAGGCCUAAAAUCGUGUUGCCCUCAGACGAAGAUCUCAUCACCAUUUGCCAUUACCUGCAACGACUGCAGGAGGUCUAUUCACCGCUUGAAAAGCUCGAACAUCUUUUAGCUGCCAUUUCUGCCAUUUUCGAAUCUGUGAAAGCGAGCAACGCAGGCAGAGGUGCAGUCACACUGGGCGCAGACGACUUUCUGCCUCUGUUCGUGUGGGUGCUGGUGCAGAGCGGCAUGGUGGCCGCAGAGGUGGAGGCCGACUACAUGUGGGGUCUGCUGCAUUCGUCGCUGCUCAGUGGAGAGGGUGCCUACUAUCUCACCACCCUCAGUUCGGCCGUCAAUGUGUUGAAGACUCUGCGACAGUGUACGGCCAGCGAUGAUGGAACGGGCAGUAGUGGCGGAGCUUCGCUGAGUUGGGGCGUCGGUUGUCCGCUAUCGGAGUGCAAGUCGGUGCUGAAGAUCGUUGUGCCGGACGAGAUGAACGGCUCGAUCAUCACGAAGACUUUGCCUGUGCGACCCAACAUGACGACGCGUGACGUCUGCAAGAUCAUCGCUCACAAGGUGCGCAUCACCAAUCCUCAGGACUAUGGCCUCUACAAGCUCGUUGACGGAGAAGAAACACUAUUGGGAGACGGUGAAUGCCCACAGGAUGUGAAGGGUCUGGUCGCAGAUGUUGGCAAACACUGUAUGUUCGCCUAUAAGAGAAUAGACGCGAAAAUAGCCUGGCCUAGAACAACUUCGCCGCAAUGAAAGAACGCUCGUUCAUUCUAAAGAAUCGUUCGUUCACCAUCAGUUCCUCAUUUUUUCAUCAUCAUCAUCAUCAUCGCCACCAUUCCUAGCUGAGUUUUGAAGCAGUGUUAAUUUGUUCAAUCCUUAAUAACAUAUUUACAUAAUUUUAUUGAAUUCUAAAAUUAAUCGUGUUGUUUGAAGCAUGUAAUUUGGUUAUCAAUUUAGUGAUCAGUAAUUUUGGAAUAAUGCAUAUUUUUUCGUUCAACGGAAAUAAUUUGAAUUUUCAAUUAUACAAGAAACAAUAGCCUACUAUUGUCGUAUUGUGUGAGAAGUGAAUAAUUGAUAAAUAAUUUUACAGUUUCAGGAUUUUAGGAAUAAAUACUAUUAUUAGAACCAAAUAAUUAAUAGAGUGGUCGAUUUUCCAAUCACAGAAUAAUUGAAGCGGUCAAUAUCAAUUUCUCUGUAAAUUUGGUGAUCAAGAACUUAAUCAAGAGUAAUCAAUAGCAUUGUUAUAUGAAAUUAAUUUCGUCAAAUCAACUUAUAAUCAUUAAAUUGAUAAAUUCAUAGUUAAUCUUAAUUAUUUGCUCAAUCAUUAUAAGAUUGAUUGAAUAUUUCAGUAAACCCAUUGUUAAUUAAUUCAAAUUCCAACAUCUGCAUUAUUUUUAACACUGUUCAAUAGCAAAUAAUCAUUAAUAAGGAAUCAUUCAUCCAUUUGUUAAAUCAUUCAUUGUACAUGUCUCCACAUUUAUUAUUAGUUCACCUAGAUUUGUUGCAAUUUUUCUUUGUUGUUGAGGAAUUCAAACAUCUGAAAUUUAUCGGCCAUUUUCUCUAAUUCGUUAUAAACGAAUUCAUGCUGAACUUGUAUGCUUGUUAUCUAUUUUUUGAGGCAAAUUCCGUGUAAAUUGUGAAUGAUUCUACUCUGGUCCUAAAAUAUUGAUUUUAUUCAAUAGCCAGAUUAUUUUUUAUAGUUGAACUAAGUUACUGAGUCGAUCAUUUUGUAAAUUGAUAUUGAUUGUAAAGAACUACUAAAUUAUCAUGUAAUAAACUGUUGGCAUUUUCCCAUUCAAUGAUUUGAAAUAGCAAAUUCUAAUGAAUUUUACUCAUGAUAGACUGGAUUGUGCAUAACUAGGAGGUUCCAGAAUAAAUGAAACCUAUUUUAAUCAAUAACUAAAAUAGUAAAACCUUUUAUUCAACUAUUCCAGGUUCAACUUUUGUUUUGAAAUGUUAAUGUGAGUAGUUUUUAAAAACUGUUACCUCCAUUUUGAGUUUUUUCGACUAGUUUGACAUUUUAGUUUCAUAUCUUGAGACAGUUCAAUGUGAUUUUUCCAUAAGUGUUCAUCAACCUC